Messenger RNA from Amphimedon queenslandica, 659 nucleotides. Its product is annotated as LRP2-binding protein-like. Gene Ontology annotation, molecular function: protein binding. The transcript has 4 exons. NCBI's taxonomy places the organism in Eukaryota, Metazoa, Porifera, Demospongiae, Haplosclerida, Niphatidae. The record is from RefSeq and is a predicted model, not a curated record. The coding region runs from base 75 to 581 and encodes 168 amino acids.
AGCAAGAUCCAGAGGAAGCACUAAAAUGGUGGAAGAUAUGCUCAAACUCUGACACAGAGUCAGGAGUAAGGGCAAUGAACACUCUGGCAUUAUUCUACUCAACACCGGACUAUGCUGAUAAAGAAAAGGCUUUCUCGUGGCAUGUUAAAGCAGCAGAGAAUGGCCACAAAGACUCCAUGGGGACACUCGGGCUAUUGUACAUGAGAGGAGAAGGAUGUCUAGAAGAUAGAGAACUAUCGUUGAAAUGGUUAAAGAAAUCCUCCGACAACGGAUCUAUAUACGGGUCCGGCUUACUUGCAAAUUAUUAUUACUCGACUAAAAUGUACAGCAAAGCCGUGGAAGUUGCACAAAGUGUUUGCGAUGACGUAGCAGCAAGCAGAGCAACUAAGAGUCAAAGUGUUACCAGUUUAAUAUCGGAAGGACUAGCUACUGCUCAUUUUAUAUAUGCACAAUGUCUAUUUCUGGGACAAGGAGUCACAAAAGAUGUUGAUAAAGCAGCAAUUGAAUACACAAAGGCCACUCAAACUAACAAGGUAGUAACUGCUCAGUUGCAUUCUAAAAUGAUGUAUGGAAGACUUUAAUCAUCAUCAUUAUUAUUAUAUCUAAUGAAUUAAUAUUGAAAAAUCAUAAUACUUAUUCUUGGCAAUUGAUACACACUA